Ilex paraguariensis (yerba mate) is the source of this 645-nucleotide messenger RNA. The record is from the annotation of a GenBank genome assembly. Lineage: Eukaryota; Viridiplantae; Streptophyta; Magnoliopsida; Aquifoliales; Aquifoliaceae.
AUGGAGAAAAAUGAAGAGACAGGUAGCCCUGGUUGGAGUGCUUCAUUCUUCAUGCAGACAACUGAAGAUGUUGCUCGAGCUGUUGCUGCAGCUGCAACUACUGUUCGUUCUUCACGGCCAUCAGUUGUUUUUUCAUCGAAGGAUGACAGUGGUAGUCAACUUCAGAAACUUCAGAGCCAAUUUUCUAGAGUGCUGAAAGGCUUCUCAAGUCCUCCUGAAGUGAAAAGUGGAACUUACAAUCCAGAAAUCCUAACUAGCCAAAAACGUCAAUGGACAAGCUUUCAGUUGCAGUCCUUGGAUAAUAGAAUUUUCAGUAAACCAUCAAGGCUUCUUGAGAGUGUGGUAGUGGCUGGACUUCAUCCGAACUGUGAUCUUCAGACACUUCACAAGCAAUACUUUGGUAGAAAGUCUGAAGGUUCAGGUAGAUUUCGAAGUGCGCUUAGUGGUCAAUAUCAGUCACGUGUAGAACCGAAUAUUGAGCCACAGGUCUUAUUUGUUUACCCUCCUGAAAAGCAGCUGCCUCUUAAUUAUAAGGAUCUUCUUUCAUUCUGUUUUCCUGGAGGCAUAGAGACCCGGCGGCUUCAAUGGGCAGAGCGACUCACAGUCACAGGCAGUUAUGCAGCUGGGACUGUUUAUGCUGUAUAG